Molecule: messenger RNA, 3207 nt
Organism: Photinus pyralis (common eastern firefly)
Lineage: Eukaryota; Metazoa; Arthropoda; Insecta; Coleoptera; Lampyridae
Product: microtubule-associated protein tau-like
Exons: 9
Coding region: 591-2591 (666 amino acids)
Biological process (GO): microtubule cytoskeleton organization; neuron projection development
Cellular component (GO): neuron projection
Molecular function (GO): microtubule binding
Source: RefSeq, a predicted model, not a curated record
CAUUUUAACUAUGGUUUGUCAAUUUUGUUCGCAGUUAUUUUUGUAACAUUUUAUUGCUUUAGACGGAAAAUAUCAGAUUGGUUUCAGAAACUGUUCUAUUUGUAUAUGUCCAGCUCUAAAAUUUAGUAAAAACGUUCGCACAGUAGAAAAUGUAGAAAUAAGGUCAGUAAUACUGCAAGGACCAGUCAUAAAACACAUUGUAUAAGUUGGGUGGCACAUUUACAAUAAAACGACUUAUACUUAAUAAUUUGGGAACGAAAUGUGAUAUCACCAUGCACUUUUCACUAAACAUAUGACACCGAGGGAAACACAUUGAACGGUAACUUUAGUUCACUUUUCUCAUUUUACCCACACCGCACCUUUCCUAAAGAGCGCCAUACCACGUGUGUCAUAUUAUAAUGUUAUACCUAUGUUUAGUAAAAAUCUUAUGACGAUAUUACAUGCCUGAUCUAAUCAAUUAUUAAGGAUUGAUCGUUUAAAAUGCCCCAUCCUCUAUAGUACACAUAUGUAUAGGUAGUCAGCUUGCAUAUAUUAUAGUACGUUAGGUAUUGCUUUUCAGUACCUAUCUCUUUGUCUUUCUUAACAGAGAAAUGUCACAUUCACAAAAUCUACCGAAUGGGCCUUCACAAGAAGUACCGGACAAUAAAAAUAUCUACGAGUUGGCGAAUGUGCCGGAAAGGGUUAGUCAGUUUGAGCAGCCAAGCGCACCGCAACAAGUAGAUGGAAAUGUUCGGCCGUUAUUAACUCGAAUAGACAGUAGAGUUAACUUAAAUGUGCGUCUAGGCUUUCCGAAUCCACUCCUUAGGCCACAACUGUCAAGGCCACCUCCACCGGGAGGAACCCCGUUCGUUCAACGUCCUUUAAUACAACAACAACGUCCUCCGCUGGCUGCACAAAAUUUAUAUCCAAGACAGCCAGUUUCACAUAACAUCAUACCAACUACCAGACCACAGAUCACUCCCGGAUUUAGGCCCACACCACCAAAUUUCGGUAGACCCCCUUUAUUAACUCCGAGACCGCAGAACAUCUAUCAGCAAAGAUCGUUUCCUCUUCCAACAACAACAAGUAAACCGACACUUUCUAACAAUUUAACAAAAAGUCAAACGCUGGAUUCCUACGAAUGUAAUUCAUCUCAAGAAGAUAAUGUGUCAGCAAUUGAGGCAGCUAACAAUGAAGAAGAAGAACAAACAGAGAUCAACUUAAAUGAUGAAUUUCAAAAAGACCAAAAAAGUUCAGUUGGGGAUGUUGAAGAUGAAAACCUCAUUCCAGAUUUAUCCAGACAAAUCGAGCAAAAUCCACGACCCGAAACGCGGAUGGAAGGACGGAUGGACAACCAACCCCUUGCGAACAAUUCGCGCGAAGAGCUAAACAAAGCAACCACAAAUUUGCAGUCGAACCCACCUUCUCCUCAGCCUUACAUGAGAAGAGCCCAUGUUACGAGAACGCCAUCACCAACACAGGAAAACCCAACGACUUCUUCGCCAAAACAAUCUGCGUCAAAGAGAGCAGAAAAACCAAAGUCGCCCAAUUUAUUGAAAAAUGAUAGAAAAUCUCCCGAAACUAAAACACGGUCUUCCUCAAAAUUACGUCUUUAUAAAGCAGAAGGAGAUAAUGACAGUGGAGUGGAUGAGUCCACCCAAGGAAACGAUCACCUAAACAGCGAAUAUUCUACAGGUAAAAAAUCAUCGAAGAGUUCCACUCCACGUUCUGCAACAACACCCACAAAAAAUAAAUCUUUCACAAGAGUCGCAAAAUCUCCAAAUCCAAAAAGUCCAGAAACUCCCACGUCUACCGCCGAUAAGAAAAUUCCUAUGAACAAAAUUCAAGUCGGUUCGGCUCCGUCUCCAAACUUAAAAGUAGUGAAAUCGAAAAUAGGAUCUCUAGAAAAUGCAACGCACAAACCGGGCGGAGGAAAUAUCAAAAUCGAGAGUAAAAAGAUAGAUUUUUCAACAACAUCAUCAAGAGUUACGGCAAAAAAUGACACUUAUUUACCUGGAGGAGGUGAUAAAAAGAUUCAGCAACAAAAACUGAAUUGGAGUGCUAAAUCGAAAGUGGGUUCUUUGGAGAAUACAACUCAUAAACCUAAAGGGGGCGAUAAGAAAAUAGAUAUUGUUAAGUUAGAUUUUAAGGAAAACGCGAAAUCAAAAGUUGGUUCCAAGGAUAAUAUUAAACAUGUACCCGGAGGAGGCGAUGUUAAGUCUGAAUCUGAACACAAACUGGAAGAAAUUAGAAGAGAUAUUGAAACAAAAAAAGUGGAUAUUAAAGUUCAAAGUAAAAUUGGAUCGUUGGAUAACAUAAAACACAAACCGGGGGGUGGAGAUAAGAAAAUAUAUGACGAUAAAGGAUAUUUACGUCAAAUGUCCGCCCAUUCCAACGCUUCCUUGGACGGAUCACAGAAAAAAAAAUUACGACCCUUAUCACUCGAAUUGGCGUCCCCAGCAGUCUCUUCUCCUGUGCAGCAGAAAGUAAAAAUCUUGGACGAAGUUGAAGUGUAUGAGAUUACACAUCCUGAGGCCGCUAAUUUUGGUUGUAGUAGUUCACGCGGCAAACGAUCGCCUAUAAGUAAUUCCCGGCCCCCAUGGCGUUAUUAAGGAUACCUAUAAGUUGAGAGGAAGUUAGAUGACAAGUAGUUAAAAGUUAGUUACCUUUUUGUCCAAAAAUUAUUUAUUGAAAGUGGUUCUGUGUUUAUUAUAAUAUCAUGUUGUGUAUUAGAUGGUAGAUGCAUUUUGCAUUGAUAACCUUUUUAAUAUUUCUCACCUCUAAUACAUUAUGUAUCGCUUCACUUAUAUAAUCACACAAUAUAUGCUCUAUUCCGUAUUUUUUCUUUACUUGUCUGCCACCAGAAAACGUAGGUUCGUAUUUCAUGCAGCUAACCUUCCUUGUUAUUCAAAUUGACGAGAAAGAUUGAAAGGUGCUUCUGCAUAAUCAAGCCCCCGCCCCCCUCAAGUACAUUCCAACACACGGACGGACUGCCAGACGGAAGUAAGGACAAAACACUAGUAAUCUUGUAUUUUCAUUUUUAAAACGGGGCCACACACAUCAGUGGUUUGAAAGUACAAAAUUGGCAUACGAAUAAGAUAAUACAACUCUGGUGAUUGCUCUACCAUUUGCGAUUCGGUUUUUUAGCGGAUCUUCAGGUUGUUUUCGAGAGAAUGAUGUUGUUCUUUCUGAGAGAAGCAGGGGCGGACUGGGUACUUACAGGCCAGG